Molecule: messenger RNA, 3093 nt
Organism: Elaeis guineensis (African oil palm)
Lineage: Eukaryota; Viridiplantae; Streptophyta; Magnoliopsida; Arecales; Arecaceae
Source: RefSeq, a predicted model, not a curated record
UUGGGCGGAAUUAUGAAUUUUCUAUUGAGAACUGCCCAUCCUGUAGCUUCAGAUCUACAUAGUUUUCCUGAAGCUGAACAGCAGAAAGAUGUGCCACUGACACAGAAGCAAGCUACUACUUUGGAGGGUCUCAUUGCUGAAGAUCCAUUUCCGAACUCGCGCACAAAAGAAGAUGAUGGCAGAGGUGAUGGAGUUGGCGAUGGAGGUGGGGAAACACAAGGUUUAGAAAACCAAUUUGCUUGUGGAAACCUCGCUGAUGUUACAGAAGAUGAAGGAUGGAUCACAAUUCCAUGCAAGGAACUUCCAGACAAUUGGAGUGAUGCACCUGAUAUACUACAGUUGCGCUUGUUAGAUCGUUCUUUCAUUUUUCCUGGUGAACAGAUUCAUAUCCUGGUAUGCUUGUCAGCAGCAAAGCAGGACUCAGAAAUCAUUACUCCAUUUAGAGUUGCAGCAGUGAUGUCUAAAAAUGGUAAAUCUAGUCAGAAUGGAAACCAACAAACUGAAAUUUUAGGAAUUAAAUCCAGUUCUGCCAGUGGGGAGGGGGAUGCGAAUGGCACAUGUGAAGAAACUGCUCAUCAAAGUAUAAAAGACAAUGGAGAAACUAUAUCAGCUGGAAACGAGAUGACUCCUAGACGAGUUAUCUCUGCAACCAAAUCUCUCCUUAUGAUGGAAGAUCAUAAGCAACAGACUGAAAAUUUGUUGGAAAGAUUUAGAAAUUCAAAUUUCUUUGUUAGAAUUGCCCAGUUGGAUGAACCACUUUGGUCUAAGAGAAAUGUAGCAGAACAAUCUUCAGUGAAUUCUGGGAUGGCAGGGGGAAGUUUCCAAUCAAUUGGAGGAUCAUUGAAAAUGUCAGUGAGCCUUCUUAAUGCAGUUGUUGACAAGGGAAAUUUUGAUGGUAAUGCAUCUGGUGGACUGGCUCGAGACACUGUCAAAUGCUACUCCCUGCGCAAUGGUGACAUAGUGGUUCUUUUACAGGUGAAUGUUGGAAUUAGCAAUAUAAAAGACCCUGUUCUUGAGGUUCUUCAAUUUGAGAAGUACCAAGCUAGCAAUUCUUUUUCUGAGAACCUCGAUAACUCACCUGUUCCAAAUAAUGAGGAUCCGUGUCAUGAGCUGCUUAGAUGGUUGCUCCCCUUGGAUCGCACUCUACCUCCUCCACGUCCAUUAUCACCUCCUUUAAGCUCCAGUAUCUCUCAGAAAACAUAUUCAUCACCUAGUUCACAAAUUUUUUCUUUUGGUCAUUUUAGAAGCUACUCCAUGCCUUCACUUCCUCAAGUUACCGGACCACCUUCAUCUGCUGUUCCUCCCUCCAACUCAAGACCAGCAUUUGAUCUUGAAGAUUUUGACCGCUUUUCACCGGAGAAGCCAGUAAGGAAUCAAGAUAUGCGAAAUGCAGGGCUUUUAUCAUUUCGAGGUGUUUCUUUAGAGCCAGAACGGUUUUCUGUUCACUGUGGGCUGGAAGGCAUGUACUUGCCUGGCAGGAGGUGGCAGAGAAAACUUGAAAUCAUUCAACCAUUAGAAAUCCAUUCUUUUGCUGCUGAGUGCAUUACAGAGGAUUUUAUUUGCGUCCAAAUAAAGAAUGUUAUGCCGGCCCAUAUAUCAGAUUCUAUUAUUUUUUUGGAUGCAAUAACUGUUGUCUUCGAGGAGGCUUCAAAAGGAGGUCCAUCCAUAUCCCUACCAGUUGCAAGUACUGAGACAGGAGAUGGUCAUAGCUUGCCCAAUCUUGCCCUCAGGAGGGGUGAAGAACAUUCUUUCAUUCUCAAACCAGCAACUGUGCUAAACGGAGGUUUUAGGGGUAAUGGCGAGAUAGGCUCUAUGCAACCACAUUCAGAGAGGACUAUCACGGCGCCAAAUGUGCAUUUGAUAUCAAGAAGUUCAGAUCAGUAUGCGAUUCUAGUAUCAUGUCGCUGCAACUAUACUGAAUCAAAACUAUUUUUCAAGCAGCUGACAGAUUGGCGACCUCGCAUUGCAAGAGAUCUCAUGAUCACUGUAGCAUCAGAAUCAUAUCAACAAACUAUUAGAACAAAUGCAAAAGCACCGCAGCUUCCUGUUCAGGUGUUAACUCUAAAAGCUACAAAUUUAACAUCUGAAGAUCUUACACUAACUGUUCUUGCUCCAGAAUCAUCUACCUUUUCACCUUCAGUUUUAUCCUUGAACUCUUCACCAAAAGCCCCAGUGGGCCCUUUUAUUAGUUUUCAUGAGUAUAUGGGAAGGACGGAUGGGGAAAAACUUGAAAUUAGGACGCAUAGGCUGAGUUCAAUGCCUGCCACAACAGAUUCUCAAAAAGCAAGUGAUAGUGGUGGAAUAAGAUCAAGAUCCCUCGAGCACCGGACUGAUACAAUGUCUCAUGUGAUUUCAAGUAAUGACUCAGGCUGUACACAUCUAUGGUUGCAGAGCGCAGUUCCUCUAGGAUGUGUUCCUGCACAUUCGAGCGCUACGGUCAAGCUUGAGUUACUUCCAUUAACUGAUGGCAUAGUUACACUUGAUACACUUCAAAUAGCUGUCAAGGAGAAAGGUCUGACAUAUAUCCCGGAGCACAAGUUGAAGAUACAUGCCACUUCCAGCAUUGCAACAGGGAUUUUGUAGUGCAUGUUAAACCUGCUGUGGUCUGUUAUUUGGUUAUCUCAGCCAUCUUGGUGGAUCAAAAUGUUGCAUGCUAGGUUUUGUAUGAUGUUGAAUAGAUGGAGGUUCAUACCAACAAGAUUACAAGCGCUACAUGAUUCCAUUUUUGCCUAUUUGAGGACCAAUGUGGUUGAAUGGUGCACGGAUUAUUUUCACAUUCACAGCUGAUGCCUUUGGUGGUAAUUUUUGAGUCGAUGACAAGGUUUCUGAUGUGCCUUGUCAACAGAUACCUCCAUUUAUGUUGUACUCUAUCAUCCACUUUACGAUGUCCGGUCAGCUUCCCCAUAUUUGGGAAUGCCAUGAUUAUAUUCGGUUCCUGUCAAGUAAUUUGUGAUUGUUCUUAAAUCUCAGAAUAAAUUGAAGUUCGGUGGUCAUAUGGAUGCCAUUUAUUUUUUUUAUGUCCAGAGUUCUUCCUAAGUUUGCAUGUAUUUGUUUUACCAUAACAUAAAUCAAAUUCCUUUCUAUAAUUAUGUA